CACUGUUCUUCCCAGUCUGUCUGGUAUCGCUUGCCCACUAUGCUCUUCAGAUCCAAGAAGGCGAACCUCUGGUUCUCGUGCCUCAUUCCUUGCACUUGCAUGGCUGUCAAUGGCUAUGAUUCCUCUACGUUCAACGCAGCCCAGGGAUCAGUUCAUUUCAUGAACUACUUCAACAACCCCUCGCCAUCCACUAUCGGCUCAGUCAAUACAGCAAUGGCUGUAAGCAGCAUCAUUACAGGUGUUUUCCUGUCUGCUCUUGUCUCCGAUCGAUUUGGUCGUAAAUGGAGUAUGUGGGCAGGCGCCGUGCUUGUCAUUAUCUCAACGUUUAUCUCGACCUUUACACCUCCGGUCAUCGGCGGUUACAUCGCUGGUCGUGCCAUCACCGGUUUCGGCCAAGGACUGAUGAUGCCAGCUGGACCGGUCUUUAUCAACGAAAUAGCACCGGCCAAGCUUCGGGGUAGUAUCAUGAGUUUCUGGCAGCUUAACUUUGCUAUAGGAUCUUUCGUCGCAUACUGGAUCAACUACGCAUGCUCCAAAAAUGCCGAGAGGCUUGAAGAAUGGGACUGGAAGAUCGUCAUGUUUCUUCAGAUCUUCUUUCCUGUCAUCAUCAUUUCGGGGCUUUUAUUCUGCCCUGAGACUCCAAGAUGGUAUGUCCAGAAUGACAGAUUCGAAGAGGCAUACAAUACCCUCUUGCAAAUCCGCGACGACCCAGACCUCAUUGCUCAAGAGAUGCAAGAUAUACGACAAGCUAUUGCGUUCGAAAAGAAAGAAGGGAACAGCACUUGGGCCCGAUACAAGUUGCUGUGGACAGAUAAGUCUGUCAGAAAGCGCAUUCUCCUCGCGGCUACUAUGAACAUUGGACAACAACUCACCGGAAACAACUCCCUCGCAACAUACUCCACCAUCAUUUACAAAAAGGUCUUUACUUCAAACAGCCAAAUCCAGCUUAUCAACGCCUUAGCUGGAACGUUCAAUAUUCUAUUUACUCUGAACGCCACUUGGAUGACAGACCUCGUGGGCCGAAGACCUCUCCUCCUUGUCGGUGUUGCGGGCCUGGCAGUCUGCAUGUUUUCCGCCGCGGCUGUGGUCACUGAGACACCGACUCUUGAAGAUGGCUCUAAGUCUCCCAGCGUAGGCAUCGCAACUGUCUUCUUGAUGUUUCUGUUCGCGUUCUUCUUCAAGCCUUCUUGGGGUGCGACGGUGUGGAUCUGGACGUCAGAGAUCUUCUCUAUGAACAUUCGUGCGCAGGCCGUCGCUAUGACGACUCAGUGUCAGUCUAUCGCAAGUAUCAUUCUCCAACAAAUCUUCCCCAUAUUUCUUUCGGCCAAGGGAUUCUAUGCUAUGUAUAUGUUCGGUGCUAUCAAUGUCCUCCUGUUUGCAUUUGUUUGGUUUUGUAUCCCAGAGACUAAGGGGGUUCCUCUCGAGCAUAUGGAUGCACUGUUUGGUGGCGCAGACCACGCGGUGGUAGGAGCCGCCAUUGUCAGCGAGAAGACUGUUCAUGAUGAGAUGGUUUCCGUCUAUGGCGCAAAGGCCCCGGCGGUUAGUCAGGCGAAGUAUGACAGUGCUGUUUGAGCGAAUGGACUUUAAGAACUUUAGGCAUAGCAUAGUACACGAUAAACGGUUUCCUCCCAUCUAGGUCAGACUGGGUCAGCAGGUUAUUCAUAUUCAUACGAAGGGUAAUCGUAUGCUUGCAGAUAUUGGAUCGAAAACAAUUAUGAUUUACGCUGUAAAUGAGAUUGAUUUU
Messenger RNA from Fusarium verticillioides 7600, 1744 nucleotides. RefSeq lists its product as hypothetical. Gene Ontology annotation, biological process: transmembrane transport; carbohydrate transport. Gene Ontology annotation, cellular component: membrane. Lineage: Eukaryota; Fungi; Ascomycota; Sordariomycetes; Hypocreales; Nectriaceae. The record is from RefSeq and is a predicted model, not a curated record. Bases 40 to 1572 code for a protein of 510 amino acids. The transcript has 7 exons. Gene Ontology annotation, molecular function: carbohydrate:proton symporter activity.